Messenger RNA from Nicotiana attenuata, 999 nucleotides. RefSeq lists its product as uncharacterized. Lineage: Eukaryota; Viridiplantae; Streptophyta; Magnoliopsida; Solanales; Solanaceae. The transcript is spliced from 2 exons. The coding region runs from base 1 to 999 and encodes 332 amino acids. The record is from RefSeq and is a predicted model, not a curated record.
AUGGCAGAUAAAUUCGUCAUCGCUCAUGCGGGAGCCAAAAAGGCAGAAGCCAGGGUAAAUAACAUCUUUGCCGUUAGACAAACGACAGGCGAGGGACUUCGGGAUUUCCUAGCCCGGUUCAACAGGGUAAGAAUGAGCCUACCCAAUGUAUCGGAGGGGAUGGCGGUAGCAGCCUUCCAAAAUGGGUUAAAUAGAAAUGGGUCGAAAGCAACGAAAAAGCUGCUAAAAAUAGUGUAUGCACUAGAAAAGCUCGGCACGAAGGUGCAGUGGCCGCAAAUAAUGAAGUCGGAUCCAAGCACCCGGAGAUCAAACGUUCUGUGCGAGUUCCAUCAGGAAAGGGGACAUAAGACCGAAGAUUGCAUAGGCUUGCGACAGGAAGUGGUAAGAAUGCUGAACCAAGGACACCUGAAAGAACUGUUGAUCGAUCGAGGACGGGCUAACUUCGCUCAUGGACGCGAUCAACCCCAAGGACCCCCAAAAACACCUUCACCGGCUCGUGUCAUACAAAUGAUCAUUGGCGGCGGUAACAAUACAGUAAUCAACCAUGUGAAGCUCACCACUACACACAAAUUCAGGCGAACAGUCGCUGAGGAACGGUAUGAUGACCUCGAAGACAGUAUCAUCUUCGAUAAGUCAAAUACCCACGGUUUGUAUUUCCCUCACUAUGAUGCUCUGGUUAUAACUUUAUGUAUUGCGAAUACCGAUGUAAAAAGAAUAAUGGUGGAUGACGGAAGCGGUGCGUGUAUUAUCCACCCACGAGUCCUCGCACAGAUGAGACUUGAAGAUAAGAUAGUAUCGCGCUGCAUAACACUAACGGUUUUUAAUAAUGCAGUUAAACGAACCUCAGAAGAAGUAACGCUGCCCGUUCUGGCUGGAGGAGUCACUCUGGAAAUGACUUUUCACGUCAUGAAUCAGGAAACAGCCAACAACGCUAUCAUAGGACAUCACGUCCAUGGAUACACGCCAUGCGAGCCGUCCCUUCAAGUUUCUACCAAGUGA